GCAACAUUUCGACCGCUUCCACAAAACUUGUAUGAAUUGAUAUUUCUCCAAAAUGAAGCCUUACUCGAUUUUACUGACUGUUUUUAUGUUUUUCUUCACCAUUGCAUCAGCAACAGUUUCUGAUAAAAACAGUCAUCUGUGUGAGAGACUAAAAGGAAAAGAAUUGUACAAAAUGUAUUGUUACCAACAUAGCAUCUAUAAUCAAUGCAAGAAGACAUGUUCAGAAUCAUUGCUUCUGAAGGAUAAUGGCAAUAAAAAAUACGUCGAGAACGGUUGUCCAUGGGGAAAUUAUAAAAAUUAUGAAGAUGUUUAUAUGGACUCAAACUGCAAUACAAAGAUACAGGCUAAAAAUGGCUGCGAUAAGUACUGCAAGAAACCCUCCAACGUUGCCGACAAAACUAUAGGAUGGAACUGCUGCCUAGCCUGUGUAGAUUCUUGUGGAAAAACCCCGGCACGUGAUGCAACUUUUAAUACUGCUUAUCCAGAGGUAUUCGCGUCAAAAACUAGAGCACUGAGGACACUUUUAUCAGAUCUAAUGAGAGCGACAAAAAUUCUUAAAUAAUCUCAUAAGAUGUCUUCCUACAUGCUUUACAUGUACUGGUAGGUUUAUGUCAUUUAUUGUCAAAAAUCGCUCAGUUGGCAGAAAUAAAAACUUGUCAAUC
This is a messenger RNA of Saccostrea echinata, 662 nucleotides long. RefSeq lists its product as uncharacterized. Lineage: Eukaryota; Metazoa; Mollusca; Bivalvia; Ostreida; Ostreidae. The coding region runs from base 53 to 562 and encodes 169 amino acids. The record is from RefSeq and is a predicted model, not a curated record. The transcript is spliced from 3 exons.